This is a messenger RNA of Emiliania huxleyi CCMP1516, 795 nucleotides long. RefSeq lists its product as hypothetical. Bases 1 to 795 code for a protein of 264 amino acids. Gene Ontology annotation, molecular function: protein binding. NCBI's taxonomy places the organism in Eukaryota, Haptophyta, Isochrysidales, Noelaerhabdaceae. The record is from RefSeq and is a predicted model, not a curated record. The transcript has a single exon.
AUGCCCACGCUGCUGCUGGACGUCGUUGUCGACGAGCUCCUCACGCUGAUCGCCGGCUUCCUGCCUGCCCACUCCGUGUGCGCUGCACGAGCCACCUGCCAGCGCCUGCUCCGAAUCGCCAGCUCUGACCAGUUGUGGCGGCCGCUUGCGCUUUGGCUUCCAGGAAUGGGCGCUGCUUAUGCUACAGCAGCACCGGCUGAUCCGGUGCCGUGGCGCGCCAUCCUCGCGUCGUGGACGGCCUCGCACGUGGCGCACGCAGUCGACGCGGCGGCCGAGCGGCUGCAGGCCGACGGCAAGCGCGCACACAGCAGCCAGCGGCUUACGCAGGCGCGCCUAAGGCAGACACUGCAGCGGGCAGAGUCGGCGCGUACCGUGCGCGAAAGGCGUAGCGGCGAGCGGCAGCGCCUCCUUGCCGCGCAUGCCGCCUGGCGCGAAGAGACCCACCAGCCGAGCUGGAGGCUUCCACAGAGAGAGGCCGCGCCGCCGCCGUGCGCGCGCAGCAUCGCCGACGCGCAGCGCGCGCUUGAUGAGGCCGCCCGCCAUGUGCUGGUGGCGGAGGCGUCGGUCCUCCGCACCAAGCAGGAACUGCGCGCGCUGAUGGGCGACAUCUCGAGGAUCGACGGCCAGCGGCGCCAGCUGGUGAUGGCCGCCUCGCAGGCGCACAACGUGGCGCGGCGGUGCGCGGCGCAGGUGCCGAGAGGGCUUGUCGCGGAAGCGGUCGGCCACCGCGGCCGCUGCUGGCCGGUGACUCAUCAGGGCGGGGGGAGCUCGUCCUCGGACCCACGAGCCAUGUGA